UGCUGUUUUGCCAACAAGGGAAGUCACCGCUGGUCUCUCCUCACGUAGCCUGUGACGUGGCCAGCAGGGCGUACGUUGCUUUCUUCCGUGUCUCCGCGCGCGGUCCUUUUCUCUCCGGUUCUUGGGACGUUUCCAGACACCUGAACUACCCGUCCCCACCGCGGUCGCAGCUCCUUUAAGGGUAUAGCGCCUUGGCCCUGCUGCAGUCCUUUGAGCCAUGCUUUGCGCGCCUCCAUUGGCCGCUCCGCUUCGCAUCCCUCCACCCCUAAUCGAGCCUUAACCAACCGCUGCCCUUGCGCUUGUAUCAAAAUUCGGAGCGUACCAACGCGGCCCCCGAGAAAGGGGGAACACUUGGAAGCAACCAAUAAGCGGGCGCUGAUCCCCGCGCCUUGGCUGAGCGUGUUCCCGCUCCACCCGCAGAAGAGCAUCGCCUGGCCCUUUAAGGAGCAAAGAGCAGGCUUCUCCCUCCCGCGUGUCCAGCGGAGGAUAACCGCGGCCAAGGUGUGUGCGAUUGCUUGGCGGCGCGGGGCGGCUGCUCUGGAGAUUGCACUGCCUCCCUUCCAUCGCCCGCCGGGCGAGGACAGCCUGGAGCGCUCCUAACGCCAAAGCGGAGCAAGGAACGCCGAAUCCCCGGGGCGCCCGCGCGCGCUCUGCGGUGGGAAAGCAGCCGCCGGAGCGACCCGCCAUCCUGCAAGCGGACUUGCCCGGGAUUCAACUUUCCCCGCGCCAGGCGCCGGUCAUGAGCGGAGGGCAAAUUAAUUGUGUUUAUGGAGUAAAAGAAGCAAUUAUUGAUGAGCAAAAUACUGGACUAGAAGACAGGCAGACUGGAACAUAUCAGCUGUCCGGGGGUCCCCUGGCCGAACUGGAAGCAUGCAGGAGGGGAUUAAUGGAAAGAUGAACCAGGCCCACGUCCUCUUUGACCGAUUUGUCCAGGCUUCCACCUGCAAAGGGACUCUAAAAGCCUUUCAAGAGCUCUGUGAUUAUUUGGAGCUGAAGCCCAAGGAUUAUCGUACUUUCUACCACAAGCUCAAAUCCAAGCUCAGUUAUUGGAAAGCAAAAGCUCUUUGGGCCAAGUUGGAUAAGAGGGGCUGCCACAAAGACUUUAGGAAGGGGAAAGUGUGCGCCAACACGAAGUGUCUCAUUAUUGGGGCUGGACCCUGUGGCCUUCGGACAGCCAUUGAUCUCACCUUUUUAGGAGCAAAGGUGGUGGUGAUAGAAAAGCGUGAUGCCUUCUCCCGCAACAAUGUUCUGCAUCUGUGGCCGUUCACCAUUCAUGACUUGAGAGGCCUUGGCGCCAAAAAGUUCUAUGGCAAAUUUUGCGCAGGAGCCAUCGACCAUAUCAGUAUUCGUCAGCUUCAGCUGAUACUCUUGAAGGUCUCCUUAAUCCUCGGUGUUGAGAUCCAUGUCAAUGUAGAAUUUCAAGGUCUUUUCUGUCCUCCUGAGGACCAGGAGAAUGAGAGGAUAGGUUGGCGUGCACAAGUCUAUCCAAAAACACAUCCUGUAUCAGAAUAUGAGUUUGAUGUGAUAAUUGGAGGGGAUGGAAGGCGAAAUACUUUGGAAGGGUUUCGGCGAAAAGAAUUCCGUGGGAAGCUGGCAAUUGCUAUCACGGCAAACUUUAUCAACCGGAAUACCACAGCUGAAGCCAAGGUUGAAGAGAUCAGCGGUGUGGCUUUCAUUUUCAACCAGAAGUUUUUCCAGGAUCUUCGAGAAGCAACUGGCAUUGAUCUAGAGAACAUUGUCUACUACAAAGAUGAUACACACUAUUUUGUCAUGACUGCCAAAAAACAGAGCUUGCUGGACAAAGGGGUCAUAUUACACGAUUAUGCAGAUACGGAACUGUUACUGUCACGAGAAAAUGUGGACCAGGGGGCUCUGCUCAGCUAUGCCAGAGAAGCUGCUGACUUCUCAACUAAUCAGCAGCUGCCAUCGCUGGACUUUGCCAUCAACCACUAUGGACAGCCCGACGUUGCGAUGUUUGACUUCACGUGCAUGUAUGCCUCAGAGAACGCAGCCAUGGUUCGAGAAUUAAAUGGCCACCAGUUGCUUGUGGCAUUAGUUGGGGACAGCUUGUUGGAGCCAUUUUGGCCAAUGGGAACUGGAAUAGCCAGAGGCUUUCUUGCUGCCAUGGACUCUGCCUGGAUGGUACGAAGCUGGUCCCUAGGAACAAGUCCUUUGGAGGUCCUUGCAGAAAGAGAGAGCAUCUAUAGGUUGCUGCCUCAAACUACACCGGAGAAUGUCAGCAAGAACUUCAGCCAAUACAGCAUUGAUCCUGUCACUCGAUACCCCAACAUCAAUGUCAAUUUCCUAAGGCCAAGCCAGGUACGUCAUUUGUAUGAUACAGGAGACUUGAAGGAUAUUCAUCUGGAGAUAGAAAAUUUGAUGAAUUCUAGGACACCAAAGUUAUCACGGAAUGAGUCUGUGGCCCGUUCUAGCAAACUUCUGGGCUGGUGUCAGAGGCAGACAGAUGGAUAUGCUGGUGUGAACAUAACAGAUCUUACAACGUCAUGGAAGAGUGGCCUAGCACUGUGUGCUAUUAUUCAUCGAUUUCGUCCAGACUUGAUAGAUUUUGAUUCUCUAGAUGAAUACAAUAUCGAGAAGAAUAAUCAGCUAGCAUUUGAUGUUGCUGAGAAAGAGCUUGGAAUAUCCCCCAUCAUGACAGGCAGAGAUAUGGCAUCAGUUAGUGAACCAGACAAGUUGUCCAUGGUCAUGUAUCUCACCCAAUUUUAUGAGAUGUUCAAGGACUCUCUUCCUUCCAAUGAUAAUCUGGAAUUGAAUGCAGAAGAAAAAGCUGCUUUAAUUACUAACACCAAAUCACCAAUUUCCUUCCUAAGCAAGUUGGGACAGACCAUUUCACGGAAACGGACACCAAAGGAUAAAAAAGAGAAAGAUCUGGAUGGUUCAGGAAAGAGGAGGAAAACCAGUCAGUCAGAAGACGAGGACACUUCAAGAAGCUGUCGUGAAGACAGGCCCACCCUUGUAAGUGCUCUGACCGAGAGACGAAUUGAUGCUGCUAUUGGGAACCAGAAUAAAGUGAAGUCCAUGGCAACCCAGCUGCUAGCCAAAUUUGAGGAGAAUGCCCCUGUACCGUCCACAGGCCUCCGGAGACAGCCUUAUCAAGACCGUGCUCUCAGCCAUCCCGCCUAUCGACAGCGAGAGCAGGGCCGCCAUGCCCCAAUACCUCAGUGGAAACAGAUGAGGAAAAAGGAGCGUUGUCGGACCUGUCCCAAAAAAGUGAUCAUGCUCUCUUCUUCCUCCAUUUCUACUUCCUCUCCAUCGUACCCCAGUCAGCAGACCACCAGAGAUCCUCAGACAGAUCCACCUGGAGAACAGAGUCCCAGGCAUCAAUGGAGGACUCAUCAGUUCUUUUCAGAUGACCAUAUGGCAGAGCAAACCCUCACCAUUGAAGAGAGGGCAAGCCAGCUGGCUGCUCUUCUGGAGCAGAGGCCAACAACCAGGCACCAGCCAGAGACAGAGCGAGCUCGUCGAUCAGUUGUCGAGCAGUGGGAGCUCUCCCGUAGCCUCCGCUCUUCCAGCCGCCCCUCUUCUCCCUCAUCUGAUUCCCUCAGACAGAAGUAUAUAAAGAUGUAUACAGGAGGCGUGAGCUCAUUGGCUGAGCAGAUAGCCAAUCAGCUUCAAAGGAAAGACCAGCCUAAAACCCUUCUAGACAAAAAGGAACUGGGUUCCUUAAAAAAAGAAUUCCCCCCCAAUGUUGGAGGCAGUGAUGUCUGUUACUUCUGCCACAAGCGGGUCUACGUGAUGGAGAGGCUCAGCGCUGAAGGCAAAUUCUUCCACCGCAGCUGCUUUAAAUGUGAAUACUGCACCACCACACUGCGCUUGUCAUCCUAUGCCUAUGAUUUGGUGGACGGAAAAUUCUACUGCAAACCUCACUACUGUUAUAGGCUCUCAGGGUAUGCUCAGAGGAAGAGACCAGCUGUGGGUCCAUUGUCAGGGAAGGACAACAAAGGGACUGUACAGGACAGCAUGGCGGCUGAUGGUGCAGGGCGUGCCAAUUCCAUCUCAGCCUCAUCAGAGAAGACUCCAGGUAAACACAGACAACCAGUUCAGCCUUUCCUUAUGGUGGGUCCAGUUUUUCAAAAGAAUUGAUCUGUGAAAUGGUAACCGAUGAAUGAUGUUAGUGUUGCUUGAAAUGGCUUGGAAUAUGGCUUCGUUAAUUAAAUUUCUGUGUUUACCCAAACUCUGACUACUGUAUCCCUGUAUCCCCUGACUCUCACUAAUGUGGUAUCUGAAUAGCAAAACAUCAAAACCUCAAUGAUAAUCCUCCAUGAUUUCUCUGACAGCUAAGGGGACCCCAUAGCCUUUAACUCUAGUGGGAUUCUGUGAUUGACAAGCUCUGAUGUCCUCUGACUAAAUAUGGGGGAUUUUCCUCAUGGUGUUUCAGGAAUGGGCUGUCAAGUCAAAGUGCUACUGAGAGGAGUCUGCUUGACCUUGAAAUUGAUCAAGGGAGCACUUUGUACCAAAAACAUUCACGUGGCUAGGCUGCUCUCUUGGACCAUUGGUAACCAAACUGGAAAGAAAGCUGAAGGAAAAUCAGAUUGGAUUUAGUUCUGGGUCUGGAAAACUAUGGGCCUAUUUAGUUUGUGGCCAAUCUUUGGGAAUGAAGCCAUGAUGGUUUGGCCUUUGAAUGAAUAUUUAAAAGACAUUAAGACUUUUUUAAAUGCAUGAAAAAUUGUAAUUGCAUGACUUGAGCCUGAGGCUUUCCAUUAAUGUAAUUGCUUAGUUGCUGUCACUGAGUGAAUCCCUUAAAAAGAAUUUAAAUCUAGUCGUUCAGAUAAAUAUUGAAAGGGCAGGUUUAAUAUAAAUUUGUUAUUUGAUAGGACAAUAGGUAAUUUGCAAGUGGAGCAGAUUGCCUAUGAACCAGAUUUCUAAUAAUGCUAGGGAGCUUCUGAUUUAUUUUUCUUAGUUUAAUUUGAAUUAAUGGCUGGUGUGGAUUCCUCAGAAGCUACUUACCUGUUAAUUCCUAUUCCCUGCUGGUCAGGAAAGAAAAUUGGCAUCUCAUAUUUUAUGAUUGUUUGCUAGAUAGAGUGGUGUUUCAGUAGUGAGUGACAAGUAUAGGAAAUUAAUAUAUGUGCUACACCAAGCAAUUAGAUAGUACUUUAUAUAUUUAUAGUGUGACUUCAGGGGUCAAAUAGCUAUUUUGUUAACGUGUGUUUUUACAUGUUUGAAUUAUAGAGGUAAUACUAUAAGCAUCCUACUAAAUUGAUUAUAGCAAUAAUUAAAGCACGAAUUAACCCUGUGGUUUGUGGUAUAAAUGCUUUGUGACUUGAUAGUUAAAGUUAUUUCAAAUCAUUGCAUACCAGCAAAAACUCAGAGCUGAAGAAAUGUUGAAUUUUAUCUAGGUCAGACUGGACAUCUUUGGAUUUUUCAGUCCUAGCUUGUUUCCAAAAACAGGUCUUGCAAAGUCUUGUGCAGAUUCUGAAUUGCUACCAAGAAUAAAGAGAGUAGAUUCUUUUAACUGCCAAUGAGAGAAACUGAAAUUAAAGCAAAUUGGCAUUUUGAAGUGUGUAAAUUGUUCCUGAUUUGUCCAGAAAAAGUGGCAGAGGGAUUACUAAUAUAUUAGAAAUGCUGGACAAACUCUGUACCUCAUACCAAUCUAUGUUUGUGAUCAGUUGUCCAUUCCAAGCUCUUGGUUCACAGUGGCCCAGGGCAUGAGAGUGGUGUGCUGCUUUUGCUGUUUGCAUGUUUCAAGCAAAUUAGCAUUCAGUGUUUGCUUGGUUACUAUGGAAUUUUAAAUCUUGUCUGUUAGCUAACUUGGAUAGCAGAGAAGAGAAUUUUACUGCAUUCAGGCUUGUAGUUUAAUAGAUAAAAUAGGUACUUUUCUGUAAGUUGUUAAUAGUUUUCCUGGCACAUGUAUCCCUUCCACUUUAUAGACUGUGUGAUUGUCAUUAGAAUAUAAUUCUAGAUCAAAGAUAUCAUUCACCGAACUUAAAGAAAUACAUUUAGUACAGCUAUUAAAGCAGGCCACAUUUCCUCUUCAUGGCUGCUUCUGAUUUGCAAAGACCCCUGAAAUUGUUUUCUGUGAAUUGCUUUUGAUGUUCCUGCUAUCUGGAGACAUUUUUUGGAAAUCGACUGUCAAAGGCUGCAGUCCUCUCUGCUGGUCCAAGAGUGAUGAAAGUCAGAACUGGUGCUUUUUGCACUUGAACUCCGACAUACUUAUUGCAGUUCUUGUAUUAAACCUGUCUUUGUACUUUUUUCCCUGGGACUCUUGUGCCAAAUAAUCACUUUACUUUCACCUAUAUGAUACAGUUGCUGCUGUUGCCAGUUAAAGCUAUGUUGGGGGGGAAGAUGAGAGUCCUUGCUUUUCAGUGGUUAUCUACUGUAACAGUUGCCUUUCUUUUGUAUUUUUUGGAUUGUUUUACACUGAGUGUUAAUUUUUUUAACGUGCAUUUUUAAAUAUACAAAUGUUAUUCAUUCUGUUUGUAAAGUGUUCUAAAUUAUGUCGAUUGUCCCAAGUCUAGUUCAGACUUUCCACACUGGUGUCUUCUAUCUUCGAGAACAGAGAUCUCCAAAUUUGGCAACUUUAAGACUUGUGGACUUCAACUCCCAGAAUUCCCCAGCCAGCAAUUGAAGUCCCCAAGUCUUAAAGUUGCCAGGUUUGGAGAUCAGUGUUGUAAAACUGCCAGCCAAUAUGGCCAGUGAUGAAUCAUGAUCCAGCACAUCUGGAGAACAUCAGAUUGAGGGAAGCAUAUUUCAGGAGCAUGGAACCAGUCUCAUAGAUGUAAUGAAACUAUGGCAAUUUUCCUUUCAUGAAAAACCUGAAUUGUUACAUGCACAAUCCAGGAUAUCUCCCGUGAUUAAAAAAACAAACAAACACAAUAACAUUUACAUUAUUGUUUUAAACAAAUAUUCUUGCUUCUGAGAUGGAAGUUCAGUAGGUUGGUUCCCUUUGGAUUAAGAAGUUAAGAUACUGUUCAAGUAAUUAAUUUUUCUCAGACUGGUGUUCCCAAGGUUAAUUAAACCACCAUCUCUUUUUGUUUCCAAGUACUUCAGUUAUUAGUUAUUCUGGCUGGUGAUGAUGGAAGGUAUAAUUCAGUAGUCUGGAGAGCACUAGUAGAGAAGGCUACCCAACACACUGGCCAAGAUACUUGGGUUACUAGGAAAUUAAUGUUUACAUUUAUGGAUUAAGAUCUGGAUAUAUAUUUAAUCACAUAAUGUGGGCAAUGUUCUAAGUAGAGAUUUCAUAAAGCUGCAUACAGGCUGCAUAUUGGGGUAGGGGUGGUGUCUCUGCUUCUUGAUAUUCUUGAAUGAGAGUUGAUUGGAUUCCUAAUGGUGGUUAGGCAUUUGCUGAAGGAUAGAAAAAGAAUAGAAUGCUUGAAUGGUUGAAAGGAUUUUAGUUUUAGCUAUCUAUUGUAGAACACAACUCCACAUAAUUUUCCAAAAUUAUCAGAGAUGGUUCCUAAACUCACAUGGUUUAAACUAAUCACAUUUAGUUUCUACAAAUUGAUUAAUCCAGUGCAUACACUUAGAAUUGAGGGCUUCUGUUGAGAGGCAAUUAAGAGUUGUUGAUAAUUAAGUGGCAUAUACGUUUAAUAAAUUAUUAGAUUCACAGUGUAAGACUGGUGGAAAUUAAUAAUUCAAGUCCUAACCAAGGAGCUAAGAAUGACUAAGAGAGCAUCUAAGAAUAAAGUAGGAUGGGGUUUUUUUUGCAAAAUUGGGAUAUUCAGAACUGAUAAAUUCAAUAUUUCCACAUAUCAAAAAAAUCCUUUCGGUAUCCCUCUGAGAGCACCAAUCAAUUAUUAUCAUUAAUUUAGCUCACUGCUAAAAUUUGAUAAUGGUAUUUUAUAACAAUAUAGCUGUAAUAAGGAAUCAAUGACACGUGUUCCAUGCACAAUCUUUAAAAAUUGUAUCCCUUUCUUAAAGGCAAGAGGUCUUGAUUUAAAACUAAUUUUUUGUUGUUUUUCUUUACUACUAUACAUGAUUUUUGUAUGCAGAUCAUUCAGUAUACCAAACUUGGGUUUGGUUAAUUUAAGCUUUUCACCAAGGAUUAAAUGACUGUGUUUGUUAUUUAAAAUAUAUAUUCUUAUUGUACCUGGCCAAGGCACUGCAGUAUAAGAAAAUUUCAGCUCUAUCAUGAAAAAGUAGAUUUUUACGAUCUCCACUGUUGCUGUACAGUAUCUGUCAAACUGCUAAAUUAAUCCUUCCUAAAGUGUUUCCUUUAUAUAGCAAAUUACUUUGGAAACCCUGUAAGUCGUCAAAAUGUAUACUGUGAACUCCAAACAUACAAGACUUAUUAUUUUCCUCGACAACUGGAUAAAAUAGUGACAGUCAAACUAUUAUGUUAGAUUAAAUGACAUAUCAAAGAUGGAAAUAGACCAAUCACAUCCAAGAGAUUUUGGAUCAUUUGGUAUAUCAAAGCAGCCAUUCAGGGUUUGCUAGUUUGCAUCUUAUCUUUGUUUGUUUGCAAUGAGACCCUAAGUUAGACUUCCAUAAACUGUUCUUCCUCCAGAUGUGUAAACCUCAGUGCCCAGAAUUAUCAGCAAUAGACAUGUUGUCUGGACAACCUGGAAGUCCUCAUAUUUAGAGAGCACACAGUGUGGAGAAGACUGCCAUUGUGCAAAUAGUACUCUAGAACACUGCCUAUUUUAUGUAGGCUACACACCUUUAACAUAGAUGAUGCUGUCAUAUAAAAGUAUCAUCCUGUGAUAGCAGUCAUUCUAUGAAAUAUAUUGCUUAGAUACAUUAAAGUUUCUCUGGAAUAACAUCUUAUGGAUUUAUUUCUAGAUGGUUUAGACCACUGUUUCUUAAUUUCUGCAACUUUAAGACGGGUAGACUUCAGCUCCCAGAAUUUCCCCAGCCGUCGCAUGCUACCCAGAGGGAUUCUGGGAGUUGAAGUCCACCCAUCUUAAAGUUGCAGAGGUUAAGAAACACUGGCUUAGACACAACUGUUGCAAUGUAUGAAACUGCCAUUAGACUAACGUUAAUAAACAACCAGGAGGGAUAAUUAUUACAGUGUAUAUUGGGGAACUAUAGGUAGGGUCCCUCUCUUUUAAAACAGAGUCUUUCAGAACUUGACUUAGAAUUGUCUUGUUCUGGGUUCCCAUCACAUCAAUGUUCUUCCUAAGUUUUUAAAGCACAACAAAAUCACCCUACCAUACAAUACAUAAAGGUGAGGUAAUGACUAUGGAAUGCCAAAGAAACUAUAGCAAAAGGACAGGGAUAAAAAUGGGGUCUUCUGCAUGUUUACAAUGUAAGAAACAUUCUGGAAGCGCUACAAAGCAGAAAGCCAUAGGAUACUGGAACUCCAGCAUAAAUUGCAGUGGAGAACAUUUUUUUUGCUGGGGAAAUGAGUUUUUUUCCUCUCUUUUUCAACCUUACAAUGACUUGCUUUAUUUGUAUGUAAAUGCAUUUCUUGAAAGAUAUGGGUUAUUCUGGGCAUUUUCAUAAACAAUAUGCAAUACUGCUUGUGUAUUGAUGUUAAAAUACUUUGUAUCCUGGAAAAGAACAGUAGUUUAUUUCUUUUUGACUCCAAGGUACUUUUAUUUAAACCACUCAUUUUUUGAAAUGAAACUUGACCAACGUCAGCCUACUUGAGAUAUAGACCGGGGUUCAGGGAGGAAAGGGGAAUGUACUCCAAAAAGCUUGAUAUUUACACCUUACUUUUAGCUUUUGCUUUUUGCACAUAUUAUGGGGGUGAUGGUGCAUAUGCAUGUUUACAUUAUGUAAUUUUGGAUCUCUUCCUACUGUGAAACCAAAUUAUGUUUUUGUGCAUUUUAAAAAAGGAAAUAAAUUCCAAGCAAUA
Molecule: messenger RNA, 9757 nt
Organism: Crotalus tigris (Tiger rattlesnake)
Lineage: Eukaryota; Metazoa; Chordata; Lepidosauria; Squamata; Viperidae
Gene: MICAL3
Product: microtubule associated monooxygenase, calponin and LIM domain containing 3
Exons: 26
Coding region: 871-4104 (1077 amino acids)
Molecular function (GO): protein binding; FAD binding
Source: RefSeq, a predicted model, not a curated record